AACUAAAGAAACAGCAGUUUUGAGUUCCAAACCAAACUUGUUUGAAAGUAGCUGCUAGAGACGGGAGCAAAGGGACAUAGAGCUAGUCCCAAGCAAAAGAAGAAAGGCUCCAAAUCCAGGGGAGAGGAACAGGAAAGAUCCCAAGCAGACCUUCUGGUCAAAGAAAGGCCAGGAAGCUUGAAAAGAUAUUGUUAAGUGAAGUUAAGAGUGAGGAACAGAGAAGGGCUCUAAGCUUCAUGCUUAAAAAGAUGAAUAAUGCAGAUUUAAAGUGACCCAGGGGAGAGGAACAUCAGAAGGAGAGUUUGAAACCUCGGGGGUGAACCCUUACGGAAGGCAUCCAAGAGAAAGCUUCGGUUUGGGAGAAGAUUCCAAGAUACCCUGUUUAUGUGGCAGUGCACCAUGUCUUCUCUGUGGAUGCUGCCCAAGUGGGAAAAAUUCAACAGUGACUCGUUUGAUCUUCGCAUUCUUUCUGCUCCUUGGAGUGGGAGUGGCUUGUAUUAUGUUAAUGCCAGGAAUGGAAGAGCAGCUUAAGAAGAUUCCUGGAUUUUGUGAUGGUGGAAUGGAAACAUCCAUUCCUGGAGUCCAUGGACAGGUGAACUGUGACGUGCUGGUUGGAUAUAAGGCCGUGUACCGGGUUUGCUUUGGCAUGGCAAUGUUCUACCUUCUUUUUUCCUUGCUGAUGAUUAAAGUGAAGAGCAGUCAGGAUCCAAGGGCUGCAAUACACAAUGGGUUUUGGUUUUUUAAAUUUGCCACAGUGGUUGCUAUCACAGUGGGUGCUUUCUUCAUCCCAGAAGGACCCUUUACAACAGUCUGGUUCUAUGUUGGAAUGGCUGGUGCAUUUUGUUUCAUCUUAAUCCAACUGGUUCUACUCAUUGACUUUGCCCACUCCUGGAAUGAAUCAUGGGUUGAAAAAAUGGAAGAAGGCAACUCUAGGUGCUGGUAUGCAGCACUGCUGUCAGCAACAGGCGUGAACUACCUCCUAUCACUGGUUGCCGUAGUCCUCUUCUACUGUUACUAUACACAUCCUGAGGGCUGCACUGAGAACAAGGUCUUCAUCAGCUUAAAUAUGCUGUUAUGCAUAGUUUCCUCUGUCAUGUCCAUCCUCCCAAAGAUACAGGAGUCCCAACCUCGAUCUGGUUUGCUCCAAUCCUCCAUCAUCACCUUAUAUACCAUGUAUCUAACGUGGUCUGCUAUGACUAACGAACCAGACCGAAAAUGCAAUCCCAGUUUGCUGAGCAUGAUUGGUUACAACAGCACAGGAACUCAUGUCCCUGGUCAGGUCAUCCAGUGGUGGGAUGCACAAGGAAUUGUAGGACUGGUUCUAUUUUUGCUUUGUGUUCUUUAUUCAAGCAUCCGGACAUCAAACAAUAGCCAGGUUAACAAACUGACUCUAACUAGUGAUGAAUCUGCACUGAUAGAUGAAGGGGUUGGUCGAAGUGACGGUUCCCUGGAAGAUGGUAACAAUGCACAUCGUGCAGAGGACAAUGAGAAAGAUGGUGUCACCUACAGCUACUCCUUCUUUCACUUUAUGCUGUUUUUGGCUUCUCUUUAUAUCAUGAUGACAUUAACGAACUGGUAUAGCCCCGAUUCCUCAUAUGAAAUGAUGACUAGUAAAUGGCCAUCGGUUUGGGUGAAGAUUUCUUCUAGCUGGAUCUGCAUCAUGCUCUAUGGGUGGACCCUAGUUGCUCCACUUGUUUUGACAACUCGUGAGUUUGAUUGAAGAGUAAAUUUAAGAAGCAGGUGAUUUUCUGCUGCAAUGCUUAGAUUUGUCUUGUGAUUUAAAAUUCAAAUUAAAUGCAGUAUUCGAAGAUGACUGUAAUUUUAAAUAUGGGUGUGCUACCAUGCUGUAGAAUUUAUUUUUCCCUGUUUUAUUGCAUUAUUGGAAUGACUCAUAGCUGUUUAAUGUUUAGAAGGAAUUUUGCUUAACUCCACCUUAAGCACUGAUUAUCCUUGUAAUCUUGUGAUGACUAAAAUAUGAAAAUUGGUCAUCAAAUGUUUUACAUCUAUAUAGAUGUAAGAAAGUGUGACUGAAUCUCCAAAUAAAGUGAAUUGUUGUGCACACAUUUAGUAAAUAUACCUUUAAAGUGGAAAUGGCAACUUAUGUUAGCUUUAAAAUACAGUAAGUCUUGAGAAUUAAGUAACUGGUCUUGAUACAAGUUUUCUGCUUGGCUUAGUGGUGUCUAAGAAAAGGCUUAUCAGCAUUAUGUACAAUAGACUAUACUGCAAAUAAAUGUGUCUAGUGCUAUGCUGUUAAAUGCAACACUUAAGUAUAAGUAUUGUAGGAAUUGUUUUACUGGCUUUUUGGGUGCACGUACUAAACCUGUGAAUUUAGUCAGCUAGUCUUGCUGAUAUUUAAUAAUUGAUUCACUUAGCUUUCUCACGUUCAGAUUAGAUGAAAGCAAUUUAGCAGAAAACUGAGAACCUCUUUUGCUGAUUGAACUUGGUUGUGGAUUUUAAUGUAAACAGUAUUAAGUUUAUAUAAAUUUGAGUUCCCAAUGUCUACAUUGAUUUGACCCUAGGCUUGUUAGCUUCAGUAAUAUAAAUUUCUGAUGGAUAAUGGUUGAUGCAAGUUUUAUUUGUAUUACAGGAUCUCCAUAGGAACUCAAUGUAGCUUAGUGCCUAAUUGUCUUUGCUGCAUGUAUAUUGGUAAUUGAGUCACCCUUUGAGCACAUGCAACAGUAACUUUAUAUCUGUUCACGAGUGAUGACAACCAUAGUUUCAAAGCCAAUCAUAGUUUUAAAGCCCAAUCUCCAAGUUAUUGAUGCUUAUGAUUGGAUUGUUUUGACAGUAUUCUUCCCACUUAUUUAUUUCUAAAAUACACCAUUACUGUUCCAAUUGGCCUGUUUUGGUUUCACUUACUGAAGAGAAUGACUUAGAAACAAGACUGAGCACAUAUUUUAAUUACUGCCAUGUAAGUUAUUACAUUGUUACUUUGGAGGGGGAAUGAGUAGGUACCUUCUUGGACUAUGAAGAUGAUUGGACAGGGUUUAAAUUAAAAAUUAAACUUCUAAUGCAAGUAUUAGCCACUUUGAAAUAUGGACAUUGAGAUUUAAUUAUGUAUUGCUGUGAAACUUUUAUUUAUGUGAGCCACCUAUUGUAACUGUUUCAAAUAAACCUUAACAAAGCAA
Messenger RNA from Carcharodon carcharias (great white shark), 3128 nucleotides. RefSeq names its product serine incorporator 1 (gene serinc1). Lineage: Eukaryota; Metazoa; Chordata; Chondrichthyes; Lamniformes; Lamnidae. Gene Ontology annotation, cellular component: membrane. The transcript has 10 exons. The record is from RefSeq and is a predicted model, not a curated record. Bases 500 to 1720 code for a protein of 406 amino acids.